UACAACUGUCCCCCACUUCCUCUCCUGCAUGAGAGGAUGAACCCGGAGAACAGCAGCUUUGGACGGUUCCUAUAAAUUCUGCUCUCCUCUGGUUUGGCAGAGCAGCAUUUUCCCGUGGCAGAAUGGAGAUGGGCAGAGCUUAAAUGAAAAGGCUUUUAAAAAGAAUCUUCCAGUUUUUAGAGGAAAAGCGAUUAAAUAUGCUUAGCUCCUGGCAAACACAGUUCCACCUUGGGCAAGAAUCUCUCAGCAGAGUGGUGACUGAGUAUUUUGAAGCCCUUCAAGCAGUGGACAGAGAAGAGCUCCUAAGGACCUGCUUUUCCAGAGAUGCUGGGGAAUUCUGGCUUCGCUUUCCCUCUUCACCGGGAAAAGCAGCACAUCUCCUGUAACUCCCUAACCUUGGGGUAAUGCCGAACAGCUGCAGGCUUUUGCAUGAACUGCAGCAGCUUAGCAAGCAAUACAGCAACAUCAAGCUCCUGCAGCUGGAUGUGGUCUGUGAGAACAGCAUCAAGAAAGUGGUCAAGGAAGUGGAAGAAAUUGUGGGAGACAAAGGGCUGAACUGCCUCAUCAACAACGCUGGCAUCAACGUGCUCGCCUCGCUGGAGGAGGUCACGGCAGAGACCAUGCUCACCAUUUAUGAAACCAACACCGUGGCCCAGCUGAUGGUCACCAAGGCGUUCCUCCCGCUGCUGAGGAAGGCAGCACAGCUGGGCACUGGCAUGGGCUGUCACAGAGCUGCCAUCAUCAACAUGUCCUCUCUGGCUGCCUCCAUGCAGCUCGUCCAGGCCAACGAGAUGUUCCUCAAGGUCUAUCCCUACAGGAUAGCAAAGACUGCACUGAACAUGAUCACCCGGUGUCUCGCUGCAGACCUGAAAUCAGACGGAAUUCUCUGCAUUUCCCUGCACCCAGGCUGGCUUCAAACAGACAUGGGUGGAAACAUGGCUCCCAUGCAGGUGCAGGAGGCUAUCCCAGGUAUUCUCUCCGUUCUGGACCGUCUCGGUGAAAAAGAAAAUGGAUCUUUCCUGGACUGGCAAGGGGAAACUCUGCCGUGGUAGAAGUGCACAGAACUCUCCAGGAACAGCUCGUCAGUCACAAUUUAACCUUGCCACUCCUGUCUGUGUCUCUAGGGUUUUGGUUUUUAUUUUACACGCUUGUUGAAAUAGCCAGUCUGACACUCAGCCUCUCUCUAGGUGUAUUUGGAAAGCAAAGGGGCUGAGUCUUUCACUUGGUAUUGCUACUGCUCUGCUCUAAUGCUCCCUGCAAACACUACUGUGCUUUCGGUGAUGGGCAUCUCCUGGAGCCCUCUGAGAUGGAUUCAAACCUGCAAGUUACAUCCAGGGGCUGCUGCUUCCUUUCCACUUCCAAACCCAAAGUGGGCUUCUGGCUCUUAGCAGAAUUAAAUUACCCGAGCUCAGAGUAAGGCCAGUGUAGGCUGUCAGGUUCCAGUAUGCUUAGUUAAUUCCAGAAAAAAACUCCUUUGAUUUCCUUUGUUCUUAACUGAGCCAAGGCUCAGCUCUAAACCAAGGGAAUUUGGUACUUCUGUGAAUUCUGUGGCAAACUCUGAGUGUGCCCAGGUUGCCAGUGUACACCAGGCACUUGCUUUGUUCCCAGUGGGUGACUAACAGCCUGAUAUGGGGGUGGGAAUGUUGUUUUGUACAUAAACUUCUGAAAUGUCUUCAAUAAAGUCUUGAUUAAAUAAACAGUCUGUUUAGCGAA
Molecule: messenger RNA, 1713 nt
Organism: Lonchura striata (white-rumped munia)
Lineage: Eukaryota; Metazoa; Chordata; Aves; Passeriformes; Estrildidae
Source: RefSeq, a predicted model, not a curated record